CCGAAUUAGAAGCAUGUCAAUAUCAGUUGACAGUAAUAAUCUUAGUUUUGUUAACGAUUUGAAUCCUGCUAAGGAUAUGUGGAACAUGAAGGCGAGAAUUAUACGAAAAUGGAAUCAGGGUUACAAAAUGGAGAUCAUCUUCAUUGAUGAGAAGGGUGCUAAGAUUCAAGGAGGUAUUAAGAGUCAUCUGAUACCUGUUUUUGAUGGACAGCUGCAAGAAGAUGCUGUUGUGAUUCUUUCGAAGUUUGGUGUUGGUGAGAAUAAAGAUUUAUAUAAAGUAGUAGUGCAGCCUUAUAAAAUCAACUUUUAUAGAUGCACAACUGUUACUCGUGUGAGAGAUUGGCAAGGUGUUGAGUAUGGUUUCAAUUUCAGAGCUUAUGAAAAUAUUCUUCAAGGAGAGGCAUUAAAUGCUUUGAGUGUUGAUGUUGUUGGAUCUGUGAUUUCUUGUGGAGAUCUCUUUGAUCGACCUCCAAAGGAGACUAAGAAGAUGAAUUUCGAUAUUGAAGAUUUGGACAUGGAAAGUGUAAGGAAUGAAAAGGUGAAUAUACUGUUCAAAGUGAAUCAAGAAAUUGAUGAAGUUGAUGAGCUAAGGAGGAGGCAUAUAUUGAAGUUUGGACAAGGGAGUAGUUCUACUUCUCAGACGAUACUAUCGUCUCAGAGUAUUUUUCCAUUACAUAAAGAAUUUGUAACUGAAGGUGUGAAGAAACAUGUUGAUGAGAUUAGCGAGAUAGAAGAGGUUUAA
Messenger RNA from Helianthus annuus (common sunflower), 742 nucleotides. RefSeq lists its product as uncharacterized. The transcript has 6 exons. The record is from RefSeq and is a predicted model, not a curated record. Bases 14 to 742 code for a protein of 242 amino acids. Lineage: Eukaryota; Viridiplantae; Streptophyta; Magnoliopsida; Asterales; Asteraceae.